AUGAGCGCGGCCACCUGCGCGAGAGUCACCGCCUCCAUCGCCGGGUCGGCGCACCCGCGCGCCCCGAGGGCUACGACACGAUCGCCAAUCGCGGUCCGGGCCGGGGAGCGACGCCGCCGCGUGGGGUCCAUCGCGCGCGCCACGCUCGGUGCCGAUCGGUCCCCCAUCCACCCCAUCGUCCAUCGCUCCGUCGGGUUCGCCGUCGCGACCGCCGCCGCCGCCGCGCUCACCGCGCUCGCCCCAUCGAUCGCGCUCGCCGAGAGCGAGUUCUACGUCGAGGACAUCCCCCAGGGCCUCAACUCCGCGGACGCCAGGACGGCGCCAAACCUCAAGACGCUCACGAAAGGGGCGAACGGCAAGGAGAUUGAAAAGUGCGCGACGAAGUGCAUAGCGACGUGCACGCGGGGCGGUUCGGGAGCGCCGGGUUUGGGUCCGCUGAGCGUGCGCAAGGCACCGGUGGUUUUCAAGGAGGGGUUCAGGUCCAGGCAGUACUGCCUGAGCGAGUGUACGGAGAUCUGCAGCAUCACCGUGAGGGACUCGAAGAAGUAA
Messenger RNA from Micromonas commoda, 549 nucleotides. RefSeq lists its product with no specific name. NCBI's taxonomy places the organism in Eukaryota, Viridiplantae, Chlorophyta, Mamiellophyceae, Mamiellales, Mamiellaceae. The record is from RefSeq and is a predicted model, not a curated record. The transcript has a single exon. Bases 1 to 549 code for a protein of 182 amino acids.